AUGCUUGAUAUACUGCCCGCUGAAACUGUACUGCUCAUCCUAUCAUUUGCUCCGUUAUCGGCUCUGGUGAAUCUCGAAGUCGUCUCGAAAGACUGGGCCGCGUUCUACAAGGAGCACCAUGUACAGAUCUAUCGAAAUGCAGCUGUCCUUCAUGGCAUAGCCCCUUCUCGCGAUGCUAGCCUGAAUGAAGCUUUGGAAGGGCUUGGUGGAGAUAUAUGGGCCAACGAGCCUGUGGAGGAUUGGAAGGAGCUAUGUCGUCGCCACAUACAGUUGGAGAAUAACUGGCAAGCUAAACAGAAGUCGCGGUCUAUCGCGCGCAUCAUCGGGUCCGCUGGCGAUACGGUGCAUCGCAUCCAAGUAGACGAGAAGGAGGGCAUCUGCAUCACCACAGGUACCACCGGCGGACUCAGGGUGUCUGCUAUUGGCUCUACGGCGAAGAGAUCUUCACCCCUGUGGGCACUACCGAGUCAAUACGUCCGCCGGUAUGCACACGUCGAGUACGAAGCUGGUUAUCUCAUCUUCGACCGGUUCAGCGGGGACAAGGAAGUAUGGCGACUGAGAAGCACCAUGCCAUUCGAUGGCUCCGACUACGCCAUUCAUGUACCCCCAGAUGAAGUCAUGCUGCGGGUCGCGGACUUUGUCACGCAUACGCAGGGAAUGCGAGGGCGUGGAGAGUUUGCGCCGUGGGCAUUGUUGACCAUGCCCGAACUGACGCUCGCAUACCACUAUGUCCACCCAACGCUUGCGGUAGCAGGAAGUUCGCGCGUCUUCCUCACCGAAAUGCCGACGGGUGCUCAACGCGAGCUCCCCAUCAUUCAGGACAAUAUUCACUACAUAGAGCUGAAUGAUCGCUAUGUCGUUGUUUGUGCCCCAACGGUCGUUCGAAUAUAUGCGCGCGACGGUGAACAGGCAGGUUCUGGCGUGCCCGUUCUGGAGAUACCUGCGGCGACCGCGGGGUCGAGAGUCGCAAACGUGCAGCUUUCUCACGCUCCGAUGGACGAGAUGAGCGAAAGUAAACUGCUUUCGCGAGUGGCGCUACGGGACUGUGAUACAGGUUCUCUCAAUGACCCUGAGAAAUGGGGAGGAUGGGCUCGUGCAGACCGCCAGAGCAUCAUCGCAACGCACCUCUCAACGGACGGUCGCCAUAUAAUCAUUCUCAACCAACGCGAGCGAGUGAUAUUCGUGCAAGACUGGGAGCGUAUUCUCCGCGGCGAGGCCACUCUGAAGAAGUGCACGCUUGUUGUUCGCAGUAACGAUGCGGCGAACUACUACCUGGCCGUCGCGGAUAAUCGAUGUGCAGUAGCUUCGAGCACCGGUCUCUGGGUGUACACCUUCGACGUUACAGAUCGCUUGCAGAGCGCGCCCCCUCGCCGCAUGGGUAAAGUCGAACCCGGACCUCUUGCGCCCUUCCUUAACAUGGGCGUUUCUGCGACCCACCCGUGGCGAAGAGACGACGAUGAAGACGAAGAGGAUGACGAUGACCCCGAAGGGGCUCUUCCGCGCGUCAGCUGCCUACAGCUUACAGACCGACGUAUCUUCUUCUCCUGGGAUACGGCAAGUCACAGUGUGCCUCUAUACUCGGGGCCGCCGUUCCCACCGGGUAUAGGUCGCGGGGGUGCAAGAGUCAGCGAGCCGGGGUCGUUUUCCUCAGCUUCAAUUCAGGACAUGGAUGAUGGUCAAGACGAUCCUGGCCCGCCCGGCAUCGACGACGGAGUUGCGGAAAUGGCCCUGAUUCCAUGGGGUCCGCAUGCCGAGUUGGGGUGCAUUGACUUAUCUCUUAUUCCCAAGCCCAAGUAUGUGCAUAUGCCUCCGCAUAUACGCGCGAUGAUGGGGGGAAGACGCGGAUGA
Molecule: messenger RNA, 1848 nt
Organism: Peniophora sp. CBMAI 1063
Lineage: Eukaryota; Fungi; Basidiomycota; Agaricomycetes; Russulales; Peniophoraceae
Source: the annotation of a GenBank genome assembly